AUGUCAGAUCCCAAACGCAUGAAAAUGACAGUCUCCAAAGUUUCCGCCGAAGAACGUAACUUCCUUUUCUCCAGUGAGUCUGUGAAUGAGGGUCACCCCGAUAAGCUUGCGGAUCAAGUGUCCGAUGCCGUUUUGGAUGCGUGCCUGAAGGCUGACCCUUUCUCCAAGGUCGCUUGUGAGACCGCCACCAAGGACAACAUGGUCAUGGUCUUUGGUGAAAUCACCACUUCCGGAAAGGUCGACUAUGAGGCCAUCGUCCGUGAACAAGUUCGUGAGAUUGGAUUCGACUCCUUUGUCGAUGAUCUUGGAUCCGUCGUUUCCAAGGGAUUGAACUGCGACGACUGCGAAGUCCUCAUCCGAAUCAACAAGCAAUCCCCUGAUAUUGCCGGAGGAGUCCACGUUGGUAAGAGCGAACUUGACGUUGGUGCCGGUGAUCAAGGUAUCAUGUUUGGAUAUGCUUCGGAUGAAACCGAAAACUGCAUGCCUUUGACCCACAUGAUGGCCACUCAACUCGGAAAGCGCCUCACUGAUGUCCGUAAGGAUGGUUCUCUCUGGUGGUUGCGCCCCGAUGGAAAGACACAAGUCACCAUUGAGUACACCCAGCAUUCGGACGGUUCUGUCACCCCCAUCAAGAUCCACACCAUUGUCAUUUCCACUCAACACGCCGAACCACUCAAGGCCAAGCGUACCGAGGAACAACCAGGAACCGACAACCGUGGCAAGUACACUGGAGACGAGAUGAUUGCUCCCUCCAUGGAAGAAAUGAACGAACUCAUCCACGAGCACGUCAUCGUCGACACUCUCAAGUCCAUCAAGCUCAAGUCCGGGGAAUCUGCCCUCAGCAUUUACAGCCGCGACACUUGCAACCUCCACAUUAAUCCCUCUGGAAAGUUCAUCAUUGGUGGACCCCAAGGAGAUGCUGGUCUUACCGGACGUAAGAUUAUCAUUGAUACUUACGGUGGGUGGGGUGCCCACGGAGGAGGUGCCUUUUCCGGAAAGGACCCCACCAAGGUCGAUCGAUCUGCCGCCUACGCCUGUCGUUGGAUGGCCAAGUCCGUCGUCAAGGCUGGACUUUGCAAGCGUGCUCUGGUCCAAUUGUCCUAUGCCAUUGGUGUCGCCAAGCCAUUGAGUUUGUUCGUCGAGACCUACGGAACUGAGAAGGAAGGACUCACCGCCAAGCUCAUCACCGACAUUGUCAAGAUCAACUUUGAUGCCCGUCCAGGAGCCCUGGCCCGUGAUUUGACUCUUCGCGAACCCAAGUACAACAAGACUGCUGCCUACUGCCAUUUCGGACGUGAACCAUUCGUGGAGAACGGUAUGAAAUUCUUCUCUUGGGAAGACCCUGUCGACCUCAACAAGUACGCAUCCAUGACUGGUGCUGAAGUUGAAUCGGAAGUUUCUGCCAAGAAGGAAGAAAUCUUGACCAAGUGGGUUGACUAA
Messenger RNA from Cylindrotheca closterium, 1440 nucleotides. NCBI's taxonomy places the organism in Eukaryota, Bacillariophyta, Bacillariophyceae, Bacillariales, Bacillariaceae. The record is from the annotation of a GenBank genome assembly.